Molecule: messenger RNA, 388 nt
Organism: Spodoptera litura
Lineage: Eukaryota; Metazoa; Arthropoda; Insecta; Lepidoptera; Noctuidae
Source: RefSeq, a predicted model, not a curated record
UUGGUCAUACAAAAGUAUUCUCUAAACAUUAGAAAUAAGGUCUAUAAUGUAAUGUAAUAUUAGUGGAAAGUGGGGAUUUAUGGGCUAAACGUGAAAAAGGACAUUUUUGUUGUGUUUUUAAAAUAGAUCAUAUUUUGCCAUUACCAGGGCUGCAGAUGUUCAAAGAUGUGAAGAACUACAGAGUGAUAUGCUGUGGAGGAGACGGCACGGUUGGAUGGGUGCUUGAGACUAUGGAUAAAGUGCAGAUGGACACUCAGCCAGCCGUGGGAGUGAUACCACUGGGCACUGGCAACGACCUGGCGCGGUGUCUGCGGUGGGGAGGCGGGUGGGUACCGACAGAAUCAAAUAUACAAACACAUUAUUGCAGCUAUAAGUUAGAAACAUAAGA